This is a messenger RNA of Lepisosteus oculatus (spotted gar), 1840 nucleotides long. RefSeq names its product prolactin-releasing peptide receptor. The record is from RefSeq and is a predicted model, not a curated record. NCBI's taxonomy places the organism in Eukaryota, Metazoa, Chordata, Actinopteri, Semionotiformes, Lepisosteidae. Gene Ontology annotation, biological process: G protein-coupled receptor signaling pathway. Gene Ontology annotation, molecular function: neuropeptide binding; neuropeptide Y receptor activity. Gene Ontology annotation, cellular component: neuron projection; plasma membrane.
UGCAACACAGCCCUUGGAGCACAGAGGCACACACUCCAGAGCCGACAGACCAGCCCUGAGCAUCGCUGAGCAUCACAGCUGCGAAGAGCCCAGCACAGCCCAGCACAGCCAUAGAGCCUCAGCAGACUGCACCCCUCUCAACGUCCUGGGACCCCUGCCUGCAGCACAGGACAGAUAUGGACCCACUCCUGACGGAGGGGCUGGGCAGUGGGAACAGCACCCUGGGAGGAGGCCCCCUGAACCGAACAGACCCCCUGGAUGUGUUUGCUGGACUGGAGCUGCUCCUGCGCUUCAAGCCGCUCUUUGUGCCACUAUACUGCCUCCUGGUGGCAGUGGCCUGCGUGGGCAACGCCUUCCUGCUGGCCUGCAUCCUGGCUGACAAGAAGCUCCACAAUGCCACCAACUUCUUCAUUGGCAACCUAGCAGCCAGUGAUCUGCUGAUGUGUCUGAGCUGCGUUCCCCUGACGGCCUCCUAUGCCUUUGACCCACGAGGCUGGCUCUUCGGCCACUUCUUGUGUCACCUGGUGCCGCUGGUGCAGGCCUCUACUGUCUACGUGUCAGUGCUGUCACUGACGGCCAUCGCCGUAGACCGCUACGUGGUGGUGGCCUACCCAAUUCGCCGGCGCAUCCCCCUGCGCUACUGUGGCCUGGUGGCACUGGGAGUGUGGCUGCUGUCCCUGGCUCUGGCCACCCCUCCGACUCUGCACACCAGCUACCUGGACCUGCGGCCCGCUGGCCACAACCUGGUGGUAUGCGAGGAGUUCUGGAUGGGUGCUGAGACCCUACGACUCCUCUACUCCUGCCUCAUGCUUCUCAUGUCCUACAUGAUCCCCCUGUUGUCCGUCACUGUCUCAUACUGUGCCAUCACUGCCCACCUGCGACACCGCUGCGUGCCCGGAGCCGCCCAGCCCAACCAGGCCAAGUGGAACAAAAAGAAACGCAAGACCUUCACCCUGCUGGUGACAUCAGUGCUUGCCUUCGCUUUGUGCUGGCUACCCCUGCAGGUGUUAAACCUCAUCCGUGACCUGGACACGGACUUCCGCAUCAUCGGCAAGCGUUACGUCAACAUAGUGCAGGUCUCCUGCCACCUGGUGGCCAUGAGCUCCGCCUGCUACAAUCCCUUCAUCUAUGCCUCGCUGCACCACAAGUUCCGGCUGCACCUGCGCCACCUCCUGCACCCGGCCCAGCACCGCCAGAGCAGCCUGCUGUCCCUCCGGGCCUCCCGCCACAACACCACCUGUCUCAGCCUGGUGUCUGAGCCGCUGCCCAGGGACAGCCGUGACCUGGACUGCAACAUGGACAACCCGCUGUGAGCCGAGCCUGCUGGACCCUGUCUCAGGUACGCUCUGCUAGGACAGAAGAGUGGAAGAACAGGUGGAGGUUUCGCGCUUCCCCCAGGUGUUGAUCAGCUCUUUAUCUCUCAUGCAGUCAACAUCCUGAAAAGACUCUACUCUCACCCAUUUUCAUGUGCAUUUUCUCACUUGCUGUGAUUUAAGAUAAGAUUAACUUUUAUAGUCCCCGAGGGGAAAAUCUGUUCAUCUAAAUACAUCACAAAACAUCACACAUCACAUCUAUUACACUUGCAGAACUCGUUACAACAUAGUCAUGACACGUUACAAUAUGUAGUUACAUAUAUGAAACUUUAUAUUUGUUUAUAUCAAAUAUAAACCUCUGUUUAUACUGAAACAGUUGCAUUUACCCUUGCCAUUUAUGUGUAUAAAUUGCUUUAAUAGAUAAGGAAACAAAUGAAUAUUUGUAAUUACCUGAUCUACAUUUGGAAACCAUACAAUGUUUUCUAGUGGGAAGAAGUUGAUAUUCAGAAUUAGAAUACAAUAAUUUU